CCUGCACGGCUCGUGUCCAUGCUGUUCUUUUAGUGGACACUCCCCCAUCUUGGCUCACACACCCUCCCUGUAAAGACAGAGGGACUGCAGUCCUACCACAAGCUGUUGACACCGGACAACUCUCCUGCCAGGGUGGAGAGGUUGUCUGUGAGAGAAGAGCAGAGGAGGGUUCCAGGCACGGAAUAUCCUCCACUCCCUCAUUAUCAUCAUGGGGGCUGUCAUUUCACGGUGGAAGGCUAAACCAUCCACUGUGGAGAUUUUGGAAGGAAUCGAUAAGGAUAUCCAGACUCUUGAAGAAUACAGUGAGAAGUAUCAGAGGCAGUUGAAGAUAUGGGUCGGACGACUGCUUCUGUAUUCAUCUCUUCUCUACCUGAUCACAUGUGUAGUUGUGUAUUUCUGGUACCUGCCUGAACAGAUGAUGGGACGGCUCAUAUUGUCUCUUCCCUUUGUAAUAUUUCCACUAUUAGUUUGGUUACUUCGAAAAAUGCUCAUAAUUAUUUUUUCACGAAGGACUGAAAAAAAUAAUGAGAAAUUAGAGGAUCUUAAAGCACAAAAAAGGAAAAUACUUGAAGAGGUUAUGGAGACUGAGACAUAUAAAAAUGCUAAAAUGAUUCUGGAGAGAUUUGAUCCUGAUUCCAAGAAGAAAAUGGAGCUUGAAUCCACUCCUAUUGGUCCUCAGAUGACUCCAAAACCAGGACAAGAGCUCCGCCAGCGUAACGUCAUCCCAAAGACCCCUUCAGUGGUUGUGAAUCCUGCGAGUGGAGUUGCUGCCCGCCCUCCUCUUGCCUCUGGGCCCACCUAUCCUGGACGAUCUUCCCACUCUGCUCCAGGUGGACCCCCAGAGAGGAGCCUGUCGGCUAUAGCUGCUCAGCAGAGCUUGAUGAGGAAGCCUGUGACCCCUGGAACACCUGUUCUAGGAGUCGGGAUGCAUCCCCCAGGCCCGCCCCUGGCCAGACCCGUGCUCCCAAGGGAAAGAGGUGCUAUGGACAGAGUUAUUGAGUAUCUUGUUGGAGAUGGCCCUCAGAACAGAUACGCUCUCAUAUGUCAGCAGUGUUUGUCUCAUAACGGCAUGACAUUAAAAGAGGAAUUUGAAUAUGUUGCCUUCAGAUGUGCGUAUUGUUACUUCUUGAACCCCGCAAGAAAGACCAGGCCUCAGGCACCCAGACUCCCCGAGGUCACUGGCGAACUGAAGCUGUCAUCUGAUGCACCCAUGCCGUCGUCUGUGGCUGACGAAGAUGACGAGCAAUCUGUUUUAGGGAAGGCCAAGCUUGCUGAUGUGUCUGCAGAAACAGACACCCAAGAGCCAGGCACACCAACAACCACAGAGCCCAGCUCUGCGUCAGACGGCCAAACCACGCCAGAGUCACAAGAUCUGCCCGCAGAGAAAUCUGACGGAGAGCAGGAUUUGUCUGCCAUGGAGGUGGAAUGAAACAGCGGAGCAGUGAUUUCAAACACAAGUCAGGCUGGAACUUUUAUUUUUUCUUUAGGGAUAACUUGUAAGUAAACGCCUUGAGUUGGAAUAACACAGCAAACAAGUCAGCAGCUGAUGUGGUUUUCAGCUUACAGUACAGAAUGUCCUUUCUUGUGAGAAUUGUUUUUAUAGUUCUAGCAUUAGCAAUGUAUUGAAUAUUAAGUUGUAUAUCACUAGCUUUUGGUAGCACCGCCAAACAAACCUCCUUCGCAGUAUGAUAAUGUCCAGCACAUUUUCAUAACAUUGUAUUCAUAGCGAUAAGGCUUAUGUUUGUUCAUUUUUUUAUGUUAUACAGGAAAAGUCUUUUGCUGUGUUUUCUUUAUUUUCCAUGAUUUAUUUGUUCUUGCCUGACUAUUCUAUCUGGGUUAAUUGGAAACUGUGGCGACAAAAAAAAAUAUUUUGUGCGAAAAUAAAUUUUUAUUUAUGGGAAAUUAUUUAUAAUAUUUUUCUAUAAUGCUGUGCCUUUCAUGACAGUGUUAACUAAGGUACUUUGCAGCACGGUGGUGCUAACAUGUUUACACAACCAUGGUACCAGAAUAGGAAUAUACAUACAGUAUGUAUUUAUUGCUUAAAGGAAGGAAAGGAGAUUUAUGUCACUACUGUGCACCUGCCCCAAGUGUCUUUUAUAUUUUAAGUCUGCCUCAGAGUAUUGUCAAUAAAACCUAUUUACAUAUAGACAGUAAAGUCAUUUAGCUGUUUACAGAUAUGUGUUUGCUGAAUGUCUGAAUCCUUGCUCUGUAUGAAUAAUACUAAAUAAACUUUUGAAAAUAUCUGUGUACUUG
Messenger RNA from Chelmon rostratus (copperband butterflyfish), 2253 nucleotides. It is a transcript of the gene lnpka, whose product is annotated as limb and neural patterns a. The record is from RefSeq and is a predicted model, not a curated record. The coding region runs from base 209 to 1429 and encodes 406 amino acids. The transcript is spliced from 13 exons. Gene Ontology annotation, biological process: endoplasmic reticulum tubular network organization. Lineage: Eukaryota; Metazoa; Chordata; Actinopteri; Chaetodontiformes; Chaetodontidae. Gene Ontology annotation, cellular component: endoplasmic reticulum tubular network.